This is a messenger RNA of Cladophialophora yegresii CBS 114405, 639 nucleotides long. RefSeq lists its product as uncharacterized. Bases 1 to 639 code for a protein of 212 amino acids. The transcript has 3 exons. Lineage: Eukaryota; Fungi; Ascomycota; Eurotiomycetes; Chaetothyriales; Herpotrichiellaceae. The record is from RefSeq and is a predicted model, not a curated record.
AUGGCUGCACCAACUGAGAUCACCUGCACCAACCUCUCCGGCAAGUUCGUGAUGAACAAAUCGCUUUCGGACGAUACCGACCCUAUGCUUGCACUCCAAGGACUGAGCUGGCUUACGAGAACCGCAAUCCGCCUGGCAACGGUCGUGCUCACGAUUAAAGAGUACAAGCAAGACGACGUCUAUCACAUCGACAUCACCUCAGUCGCCUCCGGCCUGACCACGACGCAAGAGAACCGCACACUCGAUUGGGAAGAGCGAGAGCACGCUGACCGAAUAUUCGGCAACUGUCGAGGAAAGUCACGGCUAUGGAAGGCAGGCGAGUUCAAGAUGGAGGGUCCUGGGUCAGAAGAGGAUGCGGCGUUCUUGCAGGCUCACAAGCUCAAGGACGGCCAGACAGACUCGAAGUUCUUGGACGACGAACAUGUCCAGAGCUUGGUGAAGAAUGUCGACGACGCUGGAGGGUGGCAGGCUGAAAUGGUCUGGGGCUUUGAGGAAGUCAACGGCGAGAGGCGAUAUACCCGACGCGUUGUGGUCUGGAAGAAUGCCGAGUUCCAGAGAGUCCGACUUGUGUAUGACUACAAGGGACCGCCUGAGAAGCAGGACAAUGACGAAGCGCAUCUUGCAUAUGGGGAGGAAUGA